AUGAUUAUUUAUUGUAAAUUAUUAUUUGUUUCGGUAGUAUUCAUUACUGCUUCUGUAUUCUUUCACGAAAGUUUUCGUGGUUCAGCAUACGAAAAUAACUUCCAAAACUACUUUUCCAUUGUAUUCACAAGUUUUAAUUUUUUCUUUCUUGGGCUUGCCUUAUAUACUCAUAAUUUGGUAAGUAAUUCCAAUUAUAGAAUUAAUACCUUAUUUUAA
This is a messenger RNA of Rhizophagus irregularis DAOM 181602=DAOM 197198, 216 nucleotides long. Lineage: Eukaryota; Fungi; Glomeromycota; Glomeromycetes; Glomerales; Glomeraceae. The record is from RefSeq and is a predicted model, not a curated record.